AUGACCAACGAGCAAGUGCUUCCCACCCCUGCUCCAGCAGCAGCAAGAACGCCAGCAGCAGCAAGAGCAGCACCACCUGAUGUACAGCACUGCAGGGGAUUCUUUAUCCGCUUAGCUUCUUCUUCGUGCCAAGUGGUGCAGACCAGCAGCAGCAGGGCGAGAGCACGGGUGCUGCUGCUGCUGGAAGAACAGUAG
This is a messenger RNA of Eimeria tenella, 195 nucleotides long. RefSeq lists its product as uncharacterized. The coding region runs from base 1 to 195 and encodes 64 amino acids. The record is from RefSeq and is a predicted model, not a curated record. The transcript has a single exon. Lineage: Eukaryota; Apicomplexa; Conoidasida; Eucoccidiorida; Eimeriidae.